AUGGUGGUGAAACGCUUUGGCCUGUCUCAAGCGAUUGCGUUACAGCUGUUGUGUGAGUGCGCGCCUUGUUGCUACUUGCCCAUGGGAAGACUAGACCUCGGCUGGGCCGUGGCUUCCCAUCUGAGUCCACCCCGGCCGGUGACGGAAGGAAGACCACUUCGUGGUGCAGUGCAGUGGUCCGCAAAUCCGGGUGAUAACGAUUGA
Messenger RNA from Notodromas monacha, 204 nucleotides. The record is from the annotation of a GenBank genome assembly. NCBI's taxonomy places the organism in Eukaryota, Metazoa, Arthropoda, Ostracoda, Podocopida, Cyprididae.